UACAUCUGAAAAUUUGACAUCAUAUUAUAUGCUUCAACCUUCUUAUCUGAUUCAUCUCAGGUGCAGUUUAUGAACCGGAAAUGAGCGACGCAAAGCGGAAAACACUUUGUGACUUCUUUCCUAGAUCUGAUAUACCAACAAAAGGGAAAAGUCAUGACUGUGAACCAAGAAAUGCAAAUCCGAGGAACGUGAGCAGAAGUAAUUUAGGGAAGGAGCAUGUUGUCAAUGAAGAAACAGCUUAUCGUACUAUGGCAAAGUUUUUCUGUCAAUCCGGUACAUCUCCAAAGUCAGUAGAAGCCGUGCACUUCAAAAAAUUAACUGCCUAUCUUAAUCCAAAAUUUUGUCCUUCAUCUGCCAUUGUUUCACGGUAUUGCUUGGAAUUGUACGAGGAAGAGAAAGCAAAAGUUAAAGAAAUUUUGAGAAGCUUGAAUGGACGAGUUAGCUGA
Solanum tuberosum (potato) is the source of this 446-nucleotide messenger RNA. RefSeq lists its product as uncharacterized. The coding region runs from base 81 to 446 and encodes 121 amino acids. The transcript has 2 exons. NCBI's taxonomy places the organism in Eukaryota, Viridiplantae, Streptophyta, Magnoliopsida, Solanales, Solanaceae. The record is from RefSeq and is a predicted model, not a curated record.